Thrips palmi is the source of this 5932-nucleotide messenger RNA. RefSeq lists its product as uncharacterized. The transcript is spliced from 14 exons. The record is from RefSeq and is a predicted model, not a curated record. Gene Ontology annotation, cellular component: endoplasmic reticulum. Bases 169 to 4872 code for a protein of 1567 amino acids. NCBI's taxonomy places the organism in Eukaryota, Metazoa, Arthropoda, Insecta, Thysanoptera, Thripidae.
GAGUGUGUUUAGUGAACCACACUGACGGCGUGCUCCGCCACUCCGCGACGCAGUUCUUUCCGCCCAGCCAACCGCCACGAGCAGCGAUGCGGACAACGCGAGCACCUCGACGAGCAUCGCCUGCCCCAGAGCAGCAGGACCGCUAGAGGCGCUCCAGGCCGUGGCGCCAUGGGAGUCCGCCCAGGUGCGGCCAGGGACGCCCCGGUGCGCCAGCCUCACCGGCAGAUGGCCUUGGAGGCCACCGUGCUGGCCGAGUACCUCGAGGAGUACCUGCAGCCCAGCGGCAAGCCCUUCGCGUUCGCCCCGUCGCCGUGCCCGGUGUCGCUGCCGUCGCUGCCGUCGCUGCCCCAGGCCGGCAAGGGCGCGGGCACCUUCGCCUUCGAGCAGCCGCAGCUCGCCUGGAGUCGGUCUCUGGAUCGCAAAGUGUUGACCUGGUGCACCGAGAGAGUGCCGCCGGCAGGAAGGGACGACGACGACGCAGUGCAGCCGGUGAAGAGCCGGGAAGCCAGGACGCCGUCAAGGGACGAGCGACAAGCGACGGACCGCGUCGCACCUCCACUGCAACAAGUGGCCACCAACGACCCGGUUGUGACGAGCGCCGUGACGAGUGCCCUGACGAGCGGGGUGACCUGUGACAGCCCGCCACCGCGGCCGGCCCCUGGCAGGGCGUGCCGCGUCCUGGGCGAGGCCGUGCCCGCCGACAGCCCCGCCACCCUGGGCGUGACGUGCUCCGAGACGUGCCACUGCCACCACGGGGUGGCGAGCUGCUCCAGCAGGCAGCUCCUCGACGAGCUCCUCAUGGACAUCUACAAGGUGUCGACGUCCGCCCGGCGGCUGAGCGGCGCGAGCGGCGCCACCCUGACGUCCUCCACCAGGGACUCCGCCUCCUCCGGUGACGAGCGGCCCCUGGCGCCCCUGCGCCAGCGAAGCCCGGCCGAGCUGCGGCAGCUGCUGUCCACGCUGACGGGGAGGGUGGCGGUGGCGGGGACGCGGCUCGGCAAGCACCUGCGGCGCCGGGACCAGCUGCGGUGGCGGCAGGAGCGGCAGCAGGACAUCAUCUCGGCGCACCUGAGCGCCCUCGCCAGCAACGCGGGCAGCGCCCAGGACCCCGGCGCCGCCGGAUUGCGGUUCAGCGUGGCCCCCGCGCCCGGGGACAGCGGUUACACGCAGUGGCUGAGCGCCAUGCAGAUGGUGGCGCGGCUGCAGGGCGGCAUCCCGCCGGAGUUUCGACGAACGCUGUGGCUCACGCUGGCCGACAAGCACCUGCAGCGCCGCGGGGUGGACUGGGCCGAGGCGGAGCGGCUUUGUUUCAGCGAGUGGAGCAACCCGGACGACGACGAGCUGGGCGUGCAGAUUGUCAAGGACCUACACCGCACCGGCUGCAGCAUGUUCUGCGGCCAGAGCAACCAGGCGGUGCUGAAGCGCGUGCUGCUGGCGUACGCGCGCUGGAACAAGGCGGUGGGCUACUGCCAGGGCUUCAACAUGCUGGCCGCCCUCAUCCUGCAGGUCAUGGACCGCAACGAGCCGGACUCCGUCAAGGUGAUGAUCUACCUAAUCGAGGGGGUGCUGCCCGAGAGCUACUUCGCCAACAACCUGCGCGGGCUGUCCGUGGACAUGGCGGUCUUCAGGGACCUGCUGCGUCUGCGACUGCCCCAGCUGUCCCGUCACCUCGAGCACCUCCAGAUGGACGCCGGGGACAGCACUGGGACGAGCUACGAGCCGCCGCUCACCAACGUGUUCACCAUGCAGUGGUUCCUCACGCUGUUCUGCAACUGCCUGCCCCAGCCCACCGUGCUCCGCGUCUGGGACCUCAUCUUCCUCGAGGGAAACCAAAUUCUGCUCCGCACGGCGCUCGCCAUCUGGGACCACCUGGCGGAGCGAAUCAUGGCGGUGAGCAGCGCCGACGAGUUCUACAGCAUCAUGGGCGUCCUGACCAGAGAGAUCCUCGAGUUCAACCACAUGGACUCGAACCGCCUGAUGAAGACGGUGGUGGCGAUGCAGUGCCCCGAGCUGGCCGCGCUGCGCGACAAGUACAUGUACAACAUCACGCCGUGGACCAGCACCGUGUCGUCGGGGCUGAAGCGCGGCCUGCGCCUCUUCUACACGGAGGACGACUCGGGGGACUCGGGCGACAACUCGGACCAGGACGACGACGAGAGGAUCGCCGUGGCGGCGGCCUUCGGCAUCGCCGACCUCUUCCGGUCGCCGCGGAGGAGAGGUGGCGGCCAGCCCGCCGGACAGCCCGCCGGACGGCCCGCCGUACGGCCCAAGGCCGUGGAGACGCUCCACUGGAAGGACGAGGACAAGCGGAGAAAGUCGGUGGCAGACGGUGCCGUGGCCUUGCCGCCCAGCCGGCCGCGCUCGCCGCGCUCGCCGCGCUCGCGGUCUGGAAGCGCUGACAGCCAGCGCAGCAGCAGCGGCAGCAGCACGUCCACCGAGCUGUGCGACGACCCCGGCCACCCCAGCGAGCCGGAGGAGGACCACGGCGACCUCGAGUGGGACGCCAAGCCGCCGGCCGCCACCAAGGAGGGCAAGGCCAAGGGGAAGCACGCCGUCAAGGCCGCGGACACGGCGCCGCCCGACGCCAUCCUGGUGGACGUGGCCGGGGACGCCGUCGUGGAAACGAAGACGUGCGUCGCUGCCGUGGACGAGAGCGUCAUCGUGGACGUGCAGGUGGAAGCGAGCGCUGCCGUCAACCAGGACCAGGACCUUCUGCAGUGGGACUCGAGGCAGGGCGACGACCAGGGCGACGACCCGGACCCCGAGGAGGACGUCAUGGAGCUGCUGGCACGGCUUCGCGAGGAGGAGCAGGCGCUGCGCUUGGCGGGGACCGCGGGGACCGCGGGGACCGCCGACGCCGCGCAGUUGGCGCCUCCGGCCGACGACGACCAGGCCUCGCCGGAGAGGGUGGUGGCCUCGGUGACGGAGAAGCUGCGCCACAUCAUGGAGCACCUGGAGCACGGGCUGUCCAGGACGCCGUCCGAGGACGCCGCCUCCAGGGACUCCAGGGACUGCUCCUCUCCGACGUCCACCAGCUCGCGGGAGAACCGGCAGCGACUCAUGGAGCGGCUGUUCGGCCGGGAGGGCUCGCUGCUGGAGGGUAGCUUCGAGGAGGCGAGCGCGGCGUCGCUCAAGUCGAGCGCGCUGGAGCUGGACCUCAGCGAGCUGCUCGACGAGGAGGAGGAGGAGGGCCCGCUGCACCCGCUGGACCCGCUGCGCGCGCGGAGUGCCUUCGGCGACGUGGAGGGCGUCACGGCCAGCAGCAGGCGCCGCCUGGACCGCCAGAACAGCGAGAGGGCCUCCAGGAUCAUCCGCGAGAACUCGGAGAUCCUGCAGCGGAUCACGGCGUGGCAGAGCGGCGGCCGCUCCCUCACGCUUCCGGAGAGGAGCGAGCCGCCGGACCUCUUCGCGUCGCCCAGCCCCGUGCACAAGCGGCCGCCGGUGACGCUGCUGGAGUCCGUGGAGGAGGCCUUGCCCGCGGCCUCGCCAACCUCACCCGGGCCCUCGGUGCCCAACACCCCUCUCGCCGCCUCAUCCGUGGAAACCCCCUGCGGGGACCUGGUCACCCUGGCAACCGAGGCGGACACCACCCCGUCGACACUGCCCUCCGCGUCGACGGUCUCGGACCCCGCGACGAGUACCUCGGACCUCGCAGAAGCGAGUUUCACCGCCUUCCUCGGGGCCUCAGUCCCUGCUGCCACCUCAACCACCGUACCCACCACGGCAGACUUUUCGUCUUCGAUACAGCGAAGCAGCACGACGGAACCCUCCAGCGCCUCGGCCUUGGACACUUUAACGACGACAUCGUUCACGUCAACCUUCACUUCCUCCGCUGCACCCACGACUGCAGACUGUUCAACGUCGGCGCCAGAUAGCAGCGUGUCAAAAACCUCAGACGCCUCGGCCUUGAACACCUCGCUGACGAAAGCUCCGCAGGCCGCAUCGUUCACGGCAACCUUCGCUUCAGUCGCGUCCAAGGACGUGCCCUUGUUGGCCCUCUCCAGCACCGCGUCGGAGGCCUCUGGAGCACCCGCGUCGGCCUCGACCCACGCCCCGGGCAGCCCGCGGCUCAGUCGGACGGUGUCGCAGGACGUCCCCCAGGCCCGCCUGUCGGCCGACUUGCUCAAGCAAUCGUCCUUGGACGAGACGCGGUGGUCGGCCUCGGCCAGGAGGCCAGGCAAGCCCACGGAGAGGCUGCAGCUCAUUUUGGACAGCGUGGAGCCCUCGGUGGAGGCCGAGGCAGAGGCGUCGUCGCGAACCGCCAAGCCGCGGUACAAGUUCCCGGAGAUGUCGCCGCUGCCGAUCUCGCCGCUGCAGCCUCUGCCCGGAACCAGCGGCAUCCUCCGGGGCCAGGGCCAGGCCGAGCUCUCCGGGCAGCCCAAGAAGUGGCGGCCGGAGCUGAGUCCCCCGAGCACGCCGGAAGCGGCGGCCGCGGCGGCCGCGACGACGCCGUCGUACCUGCCCCUCCGCGGCAGGCGGGAAGCCAGGUCCCCGACGACGGUCCUCGCGGCCGCACCGGUGGCCCUGGACGCGCCCACCACGCUGCCGGUGCAGACGCCGUCCCUGCCGCGCGAGGGUCCCCGCGACGCGCCGCGCGACGUGGCGCACCACAAGGGCCUCGUGUCCCCCGCGUCGCCCUCCAGCCCCGCGGGCAGCCCGUCGGGGAGGUCGUCCGGGUCGUCCGGGCGCCGGCGGAAGGGAGACCAGUCGCCGGACGCGGCGUCCGCCAGCCUCAAGAGCCCCGUGACCUUCAACCCGUUCCCGUCCAGAACCGCCACCCGGCAGCCCAAGGAGAUCGGAGUGAAGCUCGGACUGUACCCCAGUGCGACCUCGCCCUCCAACCCGGCGAGCAGGAAGGCGGACCGGAUGUAGUCUGCGAGGAUGCCACCGCCAGACCGCGGCGUGGCACACCGCGAAAGCGACAGCGACACCAAGACUGACUCUGCUCCACUCCCUCGUUGCCUUGUCCUCGUCCCCGAACGUGCCUGCCGCGCAUCAAGAGCGGCACCCUCGUGGAGACGCACUCCACGCACCCAUCUCCCUCAGGCAAUACGGAAAUCCUCCGACCACCCUCGAAACUGACUCACCACAAUGCUUAUCUGGUGAUUCCCUGAUCUACGCUCAUUUUACAGUGCAGGUUCCACUAGCAGGAUACUCCGGGCAUGUAUAGUGGGGAUGGAAGUGGAAAAUAGCCAAAACUAAAAUAAUAGAUCUCAUCAAUCGAGCCUGUACAUAUGUAGAAAAUAAUUGAGUGAUGAUAUUUAGGUUAGCAUUCUUCUGUAUUGAGCUGCUAUCUUUACUUGAUACUGUGAUGUACCAGUGAUCUUAAUGUUACUACAUUGGAGUCUUGCUUCUGAACUUCUUCCUAGAUCAAUUCGCUGAGCAAUUCAGAGGCUAAACAAUUAUAAAUAUAGGAAUAGCUUUGAAUGUAAAACCUUUGCUGGUUUUAAAUCAAUUUAUGUGCAGUUAUCGUGAUAUACUAUAUGGGGGGAUGUACAUUGCAUUACAUUUUAGAGCUUAACCAUACAGGUAGAAGUUGUUGUCAUCUUAAACUCAACUCGGACUUGAGUGCCUGCCAAGCAACCCAACAGAUUGACUAUUAUUUCUUUAUUUCCCUUUUUACUUUGUUGUUGAGUUUUGAUUAGACCCAGUAUGGAGCGUUAUGUAAUCCAACUGUGCAAGCUGCCUUGAAUAUACAUAAAAUGGGAAAAGCAUGUCUAACUUACGGUUGUGAUGUAACUGUUUCAUAAGAAACAUUUUUGUGUUUUGCUACUUGACUUAAAGACCUCUGCAAGUUCCUUCAGUAAUAAGUGGCUCAGUUAAGUGGAGCUUAUAUUUCACUUCAUCAUGUUAACUAUCUGCUUGCAAAAGUUAUUUUUUAAAAUGUUGAUUAAUGUGCAAAAUUCUUUCAAUAAAUCUUUCUUUAAUGUUA